Drepanopeziza brunnea f. sp. 'multigermtubi' MB_m1 is the source of this 870-nucleotide messenger RNA. The record is from RefSeq and is a predicted model, not a curated record. Lineage: Eukaryota; Fungi; Ascomycota; Leotiomycetes; Helotiales; Drepanopezizaceae.
AUGCGAUAUCGAUAUCGAUAUUCCGUCAGACAAGGCAACGGAAUUGCAACGAAGUGGGAGAGAGGGGGGGGGAGAAGGCGAAGGAGUGAAGGAGCGUUGGAAGAUUUCAAGUCGAGUUCGCGUCGAGACGAGACGAGACUCAAGGACCAGAGGGUGAAGAUGGACAAGAAUGCCAAGAAAGACCAGAAGACCAAGAUGGACAGCCGAAAGUCAGUUGGAAUGCUUGAUCGAAAGAUAUUCUCCGGCGGGCGCGAAGAGAUGAAAGGUAUCCGCUAUAGCAACGCCACGAGUGAGGCUGUGGGCGGUUCGCCACUAUAUCCGACAAUAUUAUCUGGCAUUGGCUACAGACGUGCCACGCAGCACUAUGAGGCCCCCAAACAGCCCAACGGCCAACGGGAGCAUUUCCUCGUUACUACACGAAAUAUUCAAGCCUCGAGUCUACCGCUGCCACGAUACAGACUACUAGUACCUAAGAUAUGCAUCAAGCGACGACAACCUCACCAGACCUGCAAAGUCACAGCUGGAACCGAGCAAAUCACAAUCACGUUGAGGCUGUGCCCUUCCACGAGGCUGAGCCUGCAUCUCGCCUUCCAGAAAGCUGCUUUCUCCCGAGACAUCGCCACAGCGUUACAGUAUCACACUAUGGCGUGGUCUCUCGGUCGAAUAGCCGAGUCGAGUCGCAAUCAAGAAUGCUGCAGGCAGGAGCUCGUUGAUCCCAAAGCGAAAAAGAGGUGGCGAAAGCGCGCAGAGGUCCCGCAAAGGCCCGCAAAGGGGCUGUGUCUUAUGAGCACUACCCAGCAACUCUACAUUAUUAUCAACUAUCGCGUGCGAAAAGAGAAAGAAGGAGAUGGGAAAAACAGCGACUCGUAG